GCCGUUGGGUCACACGCAGAAUGUUGGAGCGGAAGGAAGGCACCUGGGUCGUGCAGCCAAGCUCAAUGGUAACACCCCCUCGAUCUGCCUGAGAGGACAUCGGCGGUUCCUGCGGGGGGGUGCGGCUUCCCACAUCCCUCACCCCCAUCUCCUUCUCCGCCUUUGGAGAAGCGUGUGAGGUGGGCACACGCACGCCUGGCGCCAUUACCCGCGGGGCCGCGGCUCCUCUUCGCCCCGCACUCCUCCGCCUUCCCGAGGUGCAACGGCCGGGCGCCCAGCCGGGGGCGGAGGGGGGGGGAAGCACGUGAUCGGCAUGGCGUGCGGGAGGGAAAGGGAGUGGGAUCCGUCUGCGAGUCGCCCGGAACCCGCCAGCUGAAGAGCGUGUGGCGAUCGCCACUCAGAAAACCGGGGAGGGGAGGGGGCCAGGGCGAAGGAGGGGAGACGAAGGUGACGCCGCGCAGGGAGGAGUAAAUCGGCCAGCAGGGGUUAGCGUUGGGGAGGAGUUGGGCGAGCUGCAGAAAUUAGCACCUAGAGGUAACCGCCCUUCUGCAGCCGCGGGAUUCUGGGAACCGAGGGAGGCCGUGCGAGCAGUCCUUCCCUCUCUUGGAAGGGUUUGGAGGGUGUUCCGAAAAGAGUAACCCCACCCAUUCCCCCCGGGAGCGAGGUGGGGUGGCAGUUUUCGGGCGCCAAUACCCCUACAGCCAUCAAAUGCAACGUAGGUGGGCGCAUUCAGGAUCCGAAUAAGCAUCGAGGCACCGUGGUUGAAGAAAGAAAUUGGAGAGGGCGAAGCUUGAAUUUGUCCGUGGAUGUUUUUAAACUGGAUGAUUAACACCGAUCGUUCCGAGGAUUAUUGAUGGGCGUGGAUUUGAGGAAAAAGGACGAGAGUAGCGUCUGUUUUUCCGCGCGAGAGUGGUGGUAUCCUAUGGGCCUCUCUUGACGACAGUUUUGGAUAUCUCUUUCUCUCUUCUCUCACUUUCUCUCUUGGGCGGUUUUAACUUCAAAAGAAUAUGGAGAAACAGCAGGUAGUACAUACAGAACAAGAGAGCAAUGCCCCAGCAAACUCUGGCACACCUGCUGCAUACUUUGUCAUCCUCAAGCAGGCUCCUGGCAGUAGCGGCACUGAGCGCAGCAUGGUCGUGGCCAAACAAGAACUUGGGGGUAUUGGUUGCCUUCUGGAAAAAAGAAACAAAUUAGUACCAGGGACAGCUGGUCAUCCAUUUGAGUGCCAUUCUGGGAAUGUUUGUGUCACUUUGGAGAACCAGGAUAUGUGGAAUCAGUUUUACAAGCAUGGCACAGAGAUGGUCCUAACGAAACGUGGCCGGCGCAUGUUCCCAUACUGCAGAUUCUGCAUCUUGGGCCUGGAUCCUUUGAGGAAGUACAUCUUGGUAAUGGAUAUUGCUCCCGUUGACAACCACCGCUACAAAUGGAAUGGUCGGUGGUGGGAAGUAAAUGGUAAAGCAGAACCUCAUGUCCUUGGAAGGGUGUACAUUCAUCCCAAUUCACCUUCCAGUGGGAGCUACUGGAUGAGGCAACCCAUAUCCUUUCAUAAAUUGAAACUUACCAACAAUACUUUAGACCAGGAAGGUCACAUCAUUCUUCAUUCCAUGCACCGGUACCUGCCACGUUUGCAUAUCAUCCCUGCUGACAAGUUAACUGAUGUAAUUCCCCUCAAUGGCCCGAAUGUGCACACCUUCACUUUUCCACAGACUGAGUUUGUGGCUGUAACUGCUUAUCAGAACAUCAAGAUCACUCAGUUGAAAAUAGACUUCAAUCCAUUUGCAAAGGGUUUUCGAGAUGAUGGGCUGAACAGUAAGCCAAUGCGAGAACUGAGGCACCAGGGCGGUGAAUCAAUGGAUGCAGGUUGCAGCGAUGAUUCUGCCUCAUCCAACAGUGUUGCGACUGAAUCCAGUGAGCAUUUAAGAUUUAAAACUGGGGAAAGAUCUGAAAUGGAGACUGAGCACAGAAAAAAACAGUUUAAUAUCCAUGCAUCUCCAGAUUCCAGUUUAGAUGGAGAUUUGUAUAACACCGAUGAAGAUGAAGAUUGCCUGGAAGAUGACGUAUCAAAAAUAAAUGAACCUCGUGGAGGAAUAAGAAUCAUGAAGAAGAGAUCAACUGAGAGCAUCUUGAAAUGUCUACCUAAUGUUUAUUCAACACAUCCAUCCAGUGUUGCAUCAUCUGAAGACCAUGAAGAGCCUUUUAAUAUUAUUGUCAAGGAAGAGCCUCCAGAUGACUAUGAGUACAACCGUGCAGCAAAUUCAGUGGACCUUGAUUGUGAUAGACUAAAAUGUAAAGAAGAGGAGGAAUAUUUAGAUUCAGAGGGACAGCAUGACAGGACUAAUUGUGAAUUAAUUAAUAAAACUAUUGACAAAAAUGAAGUGGAUGCAACUUCUCCUGCAGCUACUAAACGGCCACUGAACAGUCCUACGGGAGUCGCUAAAGCCAAAAUGCUGCGUGUGGAAAGCACCAAAGUGCCUGUAGUUUACUUGGAACCAUGUACUGUUACAAAUGGUACCAUAAAAAUAUCUGAACUGCCACAAAAGCUGUUGUCUCCUUGUCGGAGGAAUGGGGGUCCUCUGCCUACUGUUCCUCAUUCAACAGAUUCGGCAGAAAGACCUACCCAGUCACCUAGCUCUGCUGAAAAGUCUCAAGUGGAGGAUGUGGAUUCGACAUCAGAAUGCUCUGGACGCAAAGAAAGAAACUCUGCAUCAGGAAGAACUGAAAAUAAAACUAGCACCUCUACAGUUCCAAAUAAUCCAACUGCUUCAUAUAGUACACCCUCUCAGAAGCCUGCUGGAGAAGGUUUCAGAUUUCGUAAGAUUAAAUAUACUGAAAAAGCACUAAAUUCUGGCAUUUGGAAAACUCCAAGCAGAGCAUUUCUUAAUUCUACCGAGGACUUGCCUGAGUUAUCCAGUUGCUCUAAGUCUGCACAUUUGUCUACUAAGGCAUUCAGUUCUGGGAUCUGGAGACCUCCAGAUGGUAGAACUGACUCUACUAGGGAAAUCUCUGUACCUCGUUCCGAUUGCAAGUCUUCACGUAUGUCAGUGCAGCAAGCCAUAGCGGCUGCUUGUAGGCGAGGUCGAUCAAAAAAGCUGCAGCUAUCUGCAAAACCUUCCCAUUCUGCCUUGGAAGCAGGUUCUUCUUUGGCUUCCUCUGAACGUCUGGAACGGGAAGAAACAUUUCAUGAUGCCAGUCCAGACCUGGAUGAUGUGGAGGGUGUUACCUUUGUUUCAUAUGCAUCUCAGGAUGCCCUGCAAUCCCACCUGGUUGAACAGAUGUCAGAAGACCAGAGCAAUGCCAUCCAUCAGACAGAUCUUCAAGAAAGCGAAGAAGAGAAAAUUGAACGGCUAGAAGAGCAGCUGCUUGAGGACUUGGCUCAUUUAGACCCCAGAGUUAUUAUGCACCCAUUGCUUGAACAAGCUGGUCUUAAGCCAAGUUCCUUGAUGUCAACAGGCAGCCUAAACCUGAAACGCUUAGGAGUGGUAAUAUCAGCAUCAAUUGUUAGACAUGCUCAGAGAGACAUCUUAGAACUUUCUCCAAUCAGAAAAGUCCAGGAUCCUUUAGAAGAAGAAGUUUCCUUUGUUUCAAGAACAGGAAAAACAAAUGAUUUCACGAAGUUGAAGGGCUGGAAGCAAAAGCUUGGGCAACAAUCAGGGUCUUCUACUUCCAAGCAGACUGAAGCAAGCACCAAACAAGAGGGCUCCAUGAAAAAUCGUUCUGUUUUCUCAAGUGACAAAUUGGAUGAAUACCUGGAAAAUGAAGAGAAAAUUAUUAAAGAGCGUGCUGCUCUGUGUGUGAACAAAAUAUCAAAGGUUGUAUAUCAAAUGCCCACCAAAAGUUCCAGUUACAUCCGUACAUUGGAUAGUGUUUUAAAACACCAGGCAUCCCAAGCCGACUGUAGAGGGUCCCGCUCAUCCAGCCGAACUGUGAUUUCUCCACAGUCCAUUUCUGUUGGCUCUGUUUCCAAAAGCAACAAGCAGAUUGGGAUGGCCAUGGAACCUGACUCAGCCAGCAAAGAGCAGAAGUCUGCAAACAAUGCAAAAGUGGCCUCGAUGCCAGCCAGAUCAUCAGCUAAAACCUCCAGUUUGCGGCUGUCCUCUGCACCCACAAGACCUCCAGGGUUAUCCAAAAAGCAGAUAAAGUUGAUGAAUCUGGAGAAUGGUGCCCUCUGGGCUGGGAAGCCAAGGACUUACAUCACAGAGGAGCGAGCAGAGGCAUCCCUCGUUACUCUACUAACAGCACAGGGAUCGCUAUCAUCAAGGAAACAUAGAGUGAUAUCUAGGCAAGUGCCACUGUGUAAGAAUGAAUUCUGUCGUUUGGGCUGCAUCUGUUCUAGUCUCUCGCACGUGAAACAGCCACCCAAACAUUGCCGAAAGCCAGAGUGCAUGUUCAGUUGUAAAUGUCCGAAGCGGAAGGUGUUGGUGCUAAAGUCAUUUGCGAGGCGUAAGAAGCAGGUGAGCAAGGCCCUCAGAGAAGAUUUGAUAUUCUACGAUGCAUUGGCUGAGGAUGAGGAUUGGAAACCAAGAGCCAAAAAGAGGAAAAGGAAGAAGGUGGUUGAAUAUGCAAUUCCCGAGCCAGAACAACCUGUACGUUCUUAUCCCCUGUGGGUUCGUGAGGAGGGGGAGGUGGACCCUGAACCAGUCUACACUGCACCUCACUUAGAAUCCUGCCAUGCUAAUAAAAAUCCCCAGUUGUCCCAACCACAAUCUCCACUUAGUCUAAAAGAGUCUGGAUCCACUGAAGUGCAAACAGUACAGUCAACGCCUGCAAGUUCACCAAAGCCCUCUGAGGUUGAUGAAAAGGGUCCCGUGUACUGGUAUUUUGAGAGUAUGAUGACCUGUGCACGCGUUCGUGUCUUCGAACGCAAGGAUGUUGAAAGGUCCAUAACCUGUACUUGCAGUCCAAAACAUUGCUGUAGACGGGGAAACAGUAAGGUGAAUAACAAUGGAACAGUUACAGCAUGCAAGUUAAAGUGGUGCAGUGACUCGACACCCAGAGAAGAACUAGACUCUGAGAAAUUGGAUGGUUUGGAGAGCAACUCAACAUCACCGAAUGCUGCUCAGAUGUGCAAAUGGAAGAGAAAAGAGAAGACGGAAUCACCUUUACACUGUGGCAGUCCACAGGGAGAAAGUACCGGCCUUAAGUCAGAAGAGCCACAAUCAUCAGUGGAGUCAAAGAAUACACCCAAACUGAUUGAGAUUAUUUCAGAUUGUAACUGGGAAUCAGAACGUGCAAAUAUUCUUGGAGUUCUUGCUCGGUAUACUGCCAAUAAGGGAAAUUUGGAGAAAAUUCGAAUUGGUAAUUUCCUUGUUGAGAUUGUGUCAAAUUAUGGAAAAGGUCAAGAUGCUUCACCUGGAAGUGUGCUCAUUUCUAAUUCUGUAGUAAAGAUUACUCAGUCCAGUGACAAAGAGGGAAAUGCCAAAAAUUCAGUUUGCAGUAUGUUUGUUCAAACUGCCUCCAAAUCUUCUGGACUGAAGCUGACUGAAACACGACCAAUUGCACCAAAAGAAAAGUUACCAACAUCUACCAACAGCACUGUGGGGGAAAAGGAGGUAACCCCAGUUCAAUUAGGCUCAAAAGUGGCGAGCAAGCAAAAGCCUGUCUCUUCUACAGCAACAUCAACUUCUCGGAAAAGUGGUAUGAUUCAGUUUACUGGAAAUGCCAGUGGUGAUACAAAGCUGACUCUAGGACAGGUUGGAGCUCUUCAUCCAGUGAAUUGGGUGAUAGCUAACCUGAAAAAGAAUAUAAAAUCAGUUGAACCAGUCAACCAGUCCACUUCUAGUACAGUUGCCUCAUCAACUUCUGCUGAUUUUCCCUCAAAACAUCUAACUUCUUGUACCACAUCCCCUGGCAGUGAAGUUUCAAGAGAUACCAAUGAUGCUGCACCUGUUAACCAGGCCAAAGGGAAUUAUACUGCUCCUGACAACUACACUCAUCUUGCAAUAAAUAAAGUUGGAGCUUUGUGGAAAACAAAAUCAUGUUUCAGUCCAUUGGAGCCAGAGUGCAGCAGGCAGCAGCUUGGUACUCCAUUAUCCAAAGUCAGCACCAAUGUGUCGGCAGGUAUUUCUCCGUUAACAACAGUUAAGGUUAUGCCAGCUACCCCAGGUUCUGACCCUCUCACACCUGGUACGUCACAAAAGAGCAUUUCAAUGGUUGCAGUAAGCACAGGUGUUGUCUACACAGCUGGAUCCCGUUUAUUAAAGAGCUUCGAGACUACCAAUGCAGUAGGGUCACAAUUCUCUGGAAUGCCAGCAGCAAAGAGACUUAGAGAAGAGAGUGUUGUAACUACUAGCACAGUCGAAACUCCAGCAAAAAGUACAGCGUCUACUCAUUUUGCUGUUAUAUCUGCAAGUGCUUCAGGAGUCAGGACAAUGCCAACGUUAGCAAAAGUGCUUUCCCCCAGUGCCUCUACCAUAACUGCUACUGCUGUAACAAAUACUGUUAAUACAAGAACCACCAUUAUGUCAGUAGCACCGAUGGCAAACAAGACUCCAGGGUUACCUAAACAUCCUGAAACUUCCAACUCUACUUCUCCUGAUUUGCCUAAAGCUACAAAAACUGAAGGACCACAGCUCCUUUUGAUCCCAAUGCAGUCUGGUCCUCCUGUCCGACCUGUCCAGAAUCUGCAGCUCACACCUGGACAGAAGAUGAUUCUGCAGCCCCUCAGAUGUCCAGGUGGGAAACUCUUUCAACACCCAAAUGGCCAGAUUAUCCAACUUGUGCCUUUACCAAAUUCUGGUCCUGUGAGUCGACCAAAUCUUCACCAAAUGGUCACUCUUGCUGUACGGAAUCCAGGCUCAGUAAGUGAAAUCCGCUUACCUACCCCCUCAAAGUCAGGCUCAGUGGUUCCAUCUUCCAGCAAUACUACUCUACGUCCUAAAGGGAUAAUACCACAAAGAGGAAGGCCACGUUCUGCUCCUGUUGCAAAAUCUGUGUGUGUUGCGUUGAAGCAGACCUCUGCUACUCAACCCAUUUCCCCAGCAGUAUCGGAGGUUCCUGUAACAACUACCUCACAGGCAAAGUUUGUAACUGUUAAUGGUGUUGGUCAAACUAUCAAUGCAAGGCAUCUGGUUCCCCUUCAGCCAGUGGGAUUUGCUCUACUGCAACUGCCUCCAGGACAGAAAAAUGUGCCAAAUGCCAUCAUAGCCACUGGAGGGCCUUUGAAGCUUGUGAAUCCACCAUCUGGAUCGCAGUCAUCUGAAAAAGCGGGCUCUGAGAAAACUGCCGACCAGGACAGCAAAUUGGAAGAAAAGUUGAUUGAACCUGAGCCAGAGGAGAUUCAUGUUGCAGACUCCGAGCUUAUUGAGACAACAGUUUCUGAAGGUGUACCAGAUGAGGACCAUGUGAAUGCCUACCCAUUGCCAGAAGCUAAACAGGGGACUGAAUGUGAUGCAUUUCCUUCUACACCUUCAAUCAGUGAGGUGGAUGAUGAGUUGGAGGAUGAUUCUAUGGUCCAUCAAAAUGCAUUAGAACACCCUACCCCGGCAGAGUUGGCUGACCAUUCAUAUACCAGCGAAAAGCAGAUUGUGGAAGAAAAUGAAAAUGAAAAUUCUUUACUGGAGAAUUCCACAAGAACUGAAAAAGGAAGUGUCUUUGACAAAGAUACUUCAGAAUCUACUCAUGAAGUUGAUAAGGAGCCAGACGAAAGACCCAGCCUGGAGGAGAAAAAUUGGGUGCAAGAUGAACAAAUGGAAGUGGAGACAGAAGUAAAAGAAAGUUGGUAUGAAACAAGUGCAUUUAAUGCUGCAUUUAAAAGGGAAGAGGAUAUCCAAAAAGAUCCAGAGAAUGAUGAAAUAGACUUUGAUCAAACUUUACUGCAAUAUGCAGACAUUCUGGAAUCUGAUAAAGAUACAGACUCUCAGAGUGACCUGGAGGAUGGUGACACUCAAAGUGAUGCAGAGGAAAUUGAUGUUGAGAAAAUGUUUGACUCAACCUCCAGUGAAGAGGCAGUGGACAUCGAGACUGUGGAGGAACUCUCUGAGAAAAUCAACAUUGCUCGACUUAUUGCUUCUGCUUCCCGCCAUCAUACAAGCAAAACAAAAUGCCAUUUUCACAACCCAUACCUUACGAACAAAUCCCAAGAGGAGGACACUAAACCCAAACCAAAACCCAAUGCUCACCUCAGUAAGGAAGCUAAAGCUCAGCUGGAUGCCCUGGUAGUGUAUCGGACUGCACACACGGUAAAUGAGCGGCGGAGGCGUUCUGAAAUGCGAGACCUCUUUGAAAGGUUGAAGAGAGCACUGGGGCUUCGCAGGGAGGAGAAGGCUUCAAAAUACUUUAUCCUGAAACAGGCAUUUGCAGAAAUCCAGAAUCUGCAGGAUUAUUCUGAUUGUUUGUCAGCUGAGAAAAGUAUCCAGACUCGCAGAAGGGAUUCACUUAUUCGAAAAGUCUCUCUCUUGACAGGGAAGACUGAGGAAGUUAUUUUGAAGAAACUGGAAUAUAUUUGUGCAAAACAGAGAGCACUUGAUGUUGAGAAGAAAAAGUUCAUGCAGGAAGAUGUCACAAGAAAACAGCACUCCAGCAGUUGGAGUGCAGCACUUAGUUCAUCAAUGGACUCUCUCCAGAAGGUGGCCAUGGAUUUGCAGAACCAGAAACCACCCAAUGUCACUAUGCUGACUAGUGGACAGGACUUGGUACCUGAGGCUGGUACUGGAAAACCUCUUAUUCUCACCAGGAAACGGUCAUCAACACCUUCAAAUUCUUCAACCUCCUCCAUCCCUCUGACAGCUGGGAGUUUGCUGAUGACACCACAGGGUCAGGUUCUCACUUUAAAGGGCCCUCUUAUUUCUGGCCAAGCCCCAUUCUUCACUGCUGAGGGACUCCUAAAUGGAAACCAGUCCAAGGGAGAUGGUGUUACUGGAACAAGUAUUGCAGGCAUUGCUUCAGUUACUAUACAACUGCAGGGAUUGCCAGUUCCACUUCAAGUAAACAACUUUACUAUUGCGGGAUCACUCAGUUCUACCCAGACAACGUCUACACAGUUGAGCACCAAACCUGGGAUGGAGGCUGUAAGCUCAGAUUCAGCAGACGUGGGACAAGGGAACAAUGCCAGAUCAAAAGUUGCAGCAGGCUCAGUUGAUGGUGAAGCUUCUUCUUUCAUGAUGCCAAGAAUAGUGAAUGUAACCUCGCUGGCAACUGGGGAAGCCCCAGUGAUGAAUGUAGAAGAGGUGAAUGAUUUUGCAACUGAUCCUCAGCCACUUGACUUCAGCAUGAAAGGGAGGAAACAACAUGCAUCGCAAGGACAGCUGAGUCCUACGAGCAGCAAAAAAUCAAGUUUGUCCGCUAUGAAGAACAGCUCACAGCCAGCUUGGAAGUUUACUGUACCUGAUGAAAGCGAGGUCAUGUCAUUUCUUGUUCCAUCAGAGGCUGCAGAAUCAGAAUGUGCCCGGCAACAAAUGCAGCAGAUUGUAGCAGCUCGUUCAGUGAAUGCUGACAAGAACUCUGAGUUGCCCAAAGCACUGGAUCUAUCUGGCUUGCCUGACGGAACUUCAGUGUCUUGCACAAGGCAGGCUUGGACUCGAGAAGGGGCCCCAGGUGAGUCAGCGUCAGUAACUGAAAUAAUACUUGGAGACAAAUUGGAACUGCAGGUAAUGAGUGGCCGAAUGCAGACAUGCAGCACAGAUAAAGCUGGGCAGAGUGACAGAGAGGCAGAAUUGUCUUCAUCUCAGCUCCUUGAACCAUUGUUGAAAGCAAAUGGCUCAGCAACUGGUGACAUGGACACUGAGGGAUAUGAGCCGUUCACUUCACUUUUAAAUGAGCUUGCGUUUUUAAACCAGCAGUUCUCUGAUGAAGAAAAUCCAGAAUCAUCUUCAAUGUCAGACCACCAUGCAUUGGGCUUUAUUGACAGUGGAAACCAAGGGGACAGCAUGGAUGAAUUGUCGUUGAUCCAUGGACCAGUAAGACUGGUGGAUAUCGACAGUGCUGACGGAGCCACUGUACUGAAGCAAGUGGCAGGAAGGGAGAGUGGUGGCUCCACCAGCCCCCUGGUGUUGCAGCUGGAAGGAGAAGACUUGAAUGUUGAACAGCUGCUUGGCGAUGAGAUGCCAGUGGAUUCUCAGAGUGAGUUGGAUAAUGGAACACUGGACUUUGAGGGCAACUCUACCAGUGGUUCAAGCAGUUCAGUAACUGUUUCCCCUCCCCCACUCAUCCAUAUGAAAGCAACCUCCUCUUCAGCAAACACAGAGAUCCCAAGUUCUUUGGAUAUGCUUUGGAGACCAAUGCCUAAGUUGGCACCCCUUGGCUUAGUUCGAGGACCUGGGAAGGGUGACUCAUCUGUACAGAUUGAUUCAGGGUCUGAGAAUUCUCCAGAGAGUAACAAGCCUAUGCCUGCUUUAGCACGGAUCUCUUCCCCACAACAAACCAGCACGGAGGGUCCGGGGGUUGCUUCAGGAGAACACUAAAACUUUAAAAUACUUCUUUUGCUUCUUGCCAGCUCAUAAUUUUACAGAAAGCAAAAGUAUGUUUGAUCUCUCCAAUGGGGAGUUUAAAUAUGAAAUUGAGCUUUGGAGAUCUGUGGUGAUCAUGCAAUGAGUGUUAUUAAAAUAAUCAGUGCAGGUUUGGAUAAUGGAUCUGAUGUACAGUUUCUAGCUGUUGUCCGUCAUGAAGUUGCACUGAUCACAGCAGAAUGCUGUGGUGCUAUAAUUUGCAGGGAGCUCAGUUAAGCUAGGUAUUCCUAGCUAGAUCGUGCUAUGUGGAAUCUUCCAAUUAAAUAAUUUUGGGACUUUUUGUGCAGUUCUCAAACUUGCCACCUUAAACAUGAAGAUUCCAAGCACAACUUUCUGGGAAGGUGAAUAAAUACCUUUUGUAUGUAGCUUGUAUAAAUGAGUUUUUCAGCUUUGCUUACUAGAGCAAUCAUUGAACUGUUGUACAAAACGCCUUUCUCUCAGUGUUUUGGUAACCUAUUGUUUUGAAUGGCUGAAGGGAUGUUGGUGUAUUUGAAAUGCACCAAAUCUACCUUUUGAAUUUCCUAAUACUGGAACAAAUGUGAUUUUAAAUAGUGUAUUAUGUUAAAACUAAUGGAAAUGAAUUGAUUAUGUUUCGCAGCACAAAUUAGACUGACAAAAUCUAAUGUUUGGUGUGUAUUAGAAGAUGUGUAAAUACUGUAUUUCACAAUAUGGUUUUUAAAAUAUGUAGCAGAGAUUUUUCUUAAGUUUUUUUUUGUUUUCUUUUGUCAAGAUCCCACUAUUUUUUUAGGUAAUUCAUACUGCUAACACAGACCUGAUUAGAACCUCCUGUGGUAAGAGGGCAUGUGUGGCCUUGCAA
Molecule: messenger RNA, 11259 nt
Organism: Pristis pectinata (smalltooth sawfish)
Lineage: Eukaryota; Metazoa; Chordata; Chondrichthyes; Rhinopristiformes; Pristidae
Gene: mgaa
Product: MAX dimerization protein MGA a
Exons: 25
Coding region: 1008-10397 (3129 amino acids)
Biological process (GO): regulation of transcription by RNA polymerase II; cell fate specification; positive regulation of DNA-templated transcription
Cellular component (GO): nucleus; MLL1 complex
Molecular function (GO): protein dimerization activity; RNA polymerase II cis-regulatory region sequence-specific DNA binding; DNA-binding transcription factor activity, RNA polymerase II-specific
Source: RefSeq, a predicted model, not a curated record